Molecule: messenger RNA, 1062 nt
Organism: Colletotrichum phormii
Lineage: Eukaryota; Fungi; Ascomycota; Sordariomycetes; Glomerellales; Glomerellaceae
Product: 2-ketogluconate reductase
Exons: 2
Coding region: 1-1062 (353 amino acids)
Cellular component (GO): cytosol
Molecular function (GO): hydroxypyruvate reductase [NAD(P)H] activity; NAD binding; glyoxylate reductase (NADPH) activity
Source: RefSeq, a predicted model, not a curated record
AUGUCCGGGAUCAAGCCCAUUGUCCUCCGCCUUGGCGAGGAUAUCAAAUACAAUCACGACUACUACAAAGAUGUUUUCACGGACCGAUUCACCGUCGUAGCCAACGAGAAGACCGACCGAGCGUCAUUCAUCAAAGCCCUCAAAGAAAAGAAAUAUGGCGACUUUUCCGCAAUAUUCCGCCCGCACUUCCAGAGCGGCGGCGAAAUGGGCCAAUGGGAUGAUGAACUCAUCGACCUCCUGCCGUCAUCAGUCCGCAUCUUUGCCUCCGCGGGAGCAGGGUUCAACUGGGCCGAUGUCGAAGCUCUCGCCCGCCGCAAGAUCUGGUACGCCAACGGUGCCGGUGCCAGUGAUGAGGCCGUCUCCGACACAGGACUAUUCAUGAUCCUCUCCGUGUUUCGCAACUUCUGGAGAGCACAGAGAGAUACAAGAACGUGUGAUCCUGAGCAAUUUCUUGCCAUGCAUCGGCUCGUGGGAGGAAUCUCGUGGAGCCCACGCGAUCAUGUGCUAGGAAUCGUGGGGUUGGGAAACAUCAGCAAGAAGCUCGCAUACAAAGCUCGGACAGCAUUGGGUAUGAAGAUCCACUACUAUGAUGUCGUGCGAUCACCACCGGAGGUCGAGGAAGAGUUGCAAGCCACCUUCCAUCCAACACUACACCAGCUCCUAGCGGUGUCAGAUUGUGUGACGCUUCAUACUCCGCUCAAUGCUCACACGCAGGACUUGAUCAACAAGGAAGCUUUCGCAGCCAUGAAGAAUGGGGCGCAGCUCAUCAACACGGCACGGGGCGAAGUCGUGAACGAAGAAGCCUUGAUUGCGGCUCUUCAGAGCGGAAAGCUGUCGGCUGCUGGGUUGGAUGUGCAUUACCACGAACCACAAGUCUCAAAGACAUUAGCAGAUAUGGAGAAUGAAACUCUGACGUGUCACAGCGGCGGAGCAGCCAUAACUACGCGGGUUAACUUUGAACUGAAUGCUAUGAAGAACAUUGUUGAACUGGUUGGAAGCGACGGUAGCUUGGUUGGAAAACCUUUGACGCCGGUAAAUCAGAAGACAUUUGAGACAUCUUGA